Molecule: messenger RNA, 2030 nt
Organism: Magnolia sinica
Lineage: Eukaryota; Viridiplantae; Streptophyta; Magnoliopsida; Magnoliales; Magnoliaceae
Product: ultraviolet-B receptor UVR8
Exons: 16
Coding region: 455-1726 (423 amino acids)
Source: RefSeq, a predicted model, not a curated record
GUAUCAUAAAUGUGGCCCACCUGAUCAAAUGAACAGACCUCCCUAAAUUUUAGAGAGUUGGCCUUCAUGAGGCGUAGCGAGUCAGACCAUUCGGCUUUACAAUGAUUUCAACAUGUAGCGAACCUGACGAAUGAAGAACCCUGGAUUUCGUCCAGGGUGAUCUUAUGAUGCUGCCCACCUUUCUUACUGCUCGGAUGUUAUACAAAAGUCAGGCAUCAGCCGAAAAUAAUAAGGCUCGGACGCCAAGCGGGUCUGCGGUAGGUAGGACAACUCUCUCAACUGUAAAUUUAAAAAGAGAGCCGCUCGCAAUUGCAUUGCUGUUUGAUCAUCCACCAAAAAAAAAAAACAGGAGAGAGAGAGAGAGAGAGAGAGAGAGAGAGAGAGAGAGAGAGAGGGAGGGAGAGAGAGGAACUCCAUUCCCAUCUCUUUUCACGAGCGAACGAGAACAAACGAGAUGUGGAGGAGUAGGGCGUGCCUAGAAGCUUCUAGAUCGGCUCCUCCACUCACCAGCUGCCUAGGGUUCUUCCGUCGCUGGAUUUCCAGCGGUUCGCGGGUUGCAGCUCUCUGGGGAAACGGUGAUUACGGGAGGUUGGGAUUAGGCAACCUGAAUUCCCAAUGGAAGCCAUCUAUCUGCCCUGCCUUCAAUGGAAAUGGCGAUGGUGGCUUGCGUGCCAUUGCCUGCGGUGGAGCUCACACGCUCUUCCUCACCGAAAAGGGGCAUGUUUAUGCUACUGGUCUGAAUGAUUUUGGACAAUUAGGCAUAUCAUCUGAGAGAAGUCAUGUGCUUGAGCCGCUGGAAGUUUCUGGAAUUCCAAAGGAAGUUAUCCAAAUUUCUGCUGGUUAUCGUCAUUCCUCUGUUGUCACAGUGGAUGGGGAACUCUACAUGUGGGGGAAUAACUCAAGUGGACAGCUUGGUCUUGGAAGAGGGGCAGAGAAGAUAGUUUCUACUCCACGUAGGCUUGACUGCUUAGAUGGAUUCCAUAUUAAAAUGGUAUCUUUGGGUUCAGAGCACUCGUUCGCUAUUACUGAUGAAGGCGAUGCCUUGAGCUGGGGUGCAGGGGGCUCUGGGAGACUUGGUCAUGGGCAUCAAUCAGGCAUUUUAGGAUUUUUAAGGAGCUCAAGUGAAUAUACACCGAGGCUUAUCAAGAAUCUUGAAGGGGUCAAGGUUACAAAGAUUGCUGUGGGGUUGUUGCAUUCAGCAUGCAUCAGCGAACAAGGAUCUGUUUUUACAUUUGGUGAAAGAACAAUGGGUAGGCUGGGCUUUGGAGAAGCAAACAAUGCAACAUCACCAUCCAUUAUCAGCGAAAUUCCCUUGUCGCAAGGAGUUUCUUGCGGUGGUUAUCACACAUGCGUUAUAACUGGUGAGGGAGAGCUGUACACAUGGGGUUCAAAUGAGAAUGGUUGCCUUGGCCUUGGUGGCACAGAUGCAGUCCAUACACCCCUAAAAGUUGAAGGUUCAUUACUGAAAUUUCCUGUAUCUGAGGUAUCUUGUGGUUGGAAACAUACAGCUGCAAUUUCUGGUGGCAAUCUUUUCACAUGGGGCUGGGGAGGUUCACAUGGAACAUUUUCCAUAGACGGUCAUUCUUCUGGAGGACAAUUGGGCCACGGGAAUGAUAUUGACUACUUCGAACCCAUGAUGGUGAACUUGGGCAAAGAAUGGAAAGCACUGCAAGUAUCAUGUGGGUUCAAUCACACAGGUGCCAUAUUUGAGUAUUCCGAAGCUUGAGGUAACUUCGAGCAUCUGUUAUUAUUCGGAGAUCCCCAUUUCUCAUAUUCAUUCAUCUGAUACAUUAUUUGUACAUCUAGAGUCAUCUAAUCUGUAAAGAAACAGGGCAUCAUUUGUUCGUAAGCUUAUGAUGAAGCAUCGCGUAAGAGUGUAGCUGUUCAAUACCUUUCAAUGUGUAUUCAUAUGCUAGUAAUAAAAGUGUAUUGCUUGGUGGAACCAAAUUUCAGUAUCUUAGUACAGUGAGAUAUAGAACCAAUGUGAAUCAUUUGUUUAUUUUUUUACAUAGUUGACACUGUUUGUUGAA